This is a messenger RNA of Ziziphus jujuba (common jujube), 1124 nucleotides long. Its product is annotated as laccase-7. The record is from RefSeq and is a predicted model, not a curated record. Lineage: Eukaryota; Viridiplantae; Streptophyta; Magnoliopsida; Rosales; Rhamnaceae. The coding region runs from base 506 to 916 and encodes 136 amino acids. Gene Ontology annotation, molecular function: copper ion binding; oxidoreductase activity. The transcript is spliced from 2 exons.
AUAUAUAUUUCUAUACUCAACAUAUAUUGAAUGGUUGUUAGAAAAAUUAAUGGUCAGAAACAUACAAGUUAAUAGUGGUGAGAGGUAAGACCUACAUGCUAUGAAUAAUCAACGUUGCACUCAACAACCAGCUCUUCUUCAAGAUAGCCAAUCACGAAAAUGACAGCUGUCUCCGUUGAUGCCUCUUGCACGCAUCCCUAUGUCACCGAUGUCUUUGUUUUGGAUCGUGGUCAGUCCACUAACAUCCUCAUCACCUUCAAUCAGCCUCUAUGCUCUUAUUACAUGGCAGCUUCAGCACUAUUCAAACACGACCACAAGGGGCAUCAUCCAAUAUGCGGGCUCCACAUGCAAACACCACUCGUGCCGAUUCUACACGCCUUUAACGAUACGCCAACGGCCCACAAAUCCUAUACCAGCCUAACUGGGCUAGUCAAUCGGCCCCACUGGGUCCCCACCCACUCCACGUGGAUAAUCAGUGCUCGUGAUGGGGUUAUGAGCUGCGAGUAUGAACAAUGAGUCGUUCCAGUUACCGAACGCGCUGUCCCUGUUGGACGCAUCGUUUUUCAAUGUGAGCGGGAUCUACACCUCUGAUUUGCCUGAUCAACCGUCUGUCAAGUUUGACUGUACAAAACUAAACCCUAGCACUGAUCCAUUGCGGCUAUUAACUCAAAAGUCAACGAAACUGAAGAAGUUGAAGUUCAAUUCGACGGUCGAAAUUGUUUUCCAAAACACUGCAAUUUUAGGGAUUCAAAGCCAUCCUAUGCGCCUUCACGGUUUCAACUUCCAUGUACGAGCACAAGGGUGUAUGGUUCGUACACUGCCAUCUGGAAGUUCACUUGCCGUGGGGCCUGGCUGUGGUUUUCGAGGUAGAGAAUGGACCCACACCAUCUUCUACGCUGCCUCCACCGCCACCUGAUCUACCCAAGUGUCAGAUUAAGGAAGUGGCUUGUUUUCUCGAUUUUCUAUAUUAGACAUUGAAUAUGACUUUAGUAGUUUGUAUUUGAAACCUUUUUUCUUUUUGCGUUUAGCUGAUUGCAAGAAUUUAAAUUUGAAAUAAUCUUUGUUUUAAUUUGUUAAUUUUUACUGUAGAAUUUGGACCACAAAUUUGAAACAAAAUUUGGUGU